ACCGAGCCAGCGACAACCAACAUACGAAGGAAGAUUUUUUACUUUACUUACGAAAAUGCUCAAUCCAAUUCCAAUUUCAUUGGAAGACAUGUUUUUUGUCGAUACUUUGAAUUCUGAAGAUAAUGAGAAGUUUAGUGCAACACGUGAUCGACUACUUCAUUUUAUUGCACAGCACCGUGAAAGCAAGCAAAAAAUGAAAGCUAAUAUUAUCGUGCAAUCCAACGAACUUCGCAUGCUAAGAGAAGCUCUAAAAAAACAAUAUCUCAAAGCUGAAGAGAACAAACAAGCUCUUGAAACACAAAUCAAGCGAAUGACAGAGGAAUACGAAGCUGUCAGGAAGGAUCGAGAGAAGAGAUACCAAGAUAUGAUGUUCAAAUUACAGUUAGCAAAACAACAAGCAGCAGAAGAAGAAAAAGUUCAUGAACUUGCUAGUAUCGAGUUGGAAACUCUACAUAAAGAAAAGAAAACAGGUCUAAAAGGGCAAUGCCAGCAACUUUGGGGAAAAGUUGAAGAUGAGAAAGGAAUUGUUAAGAAAGUAGACAAAUGCUAUAAAAUCGUAAGGAACGAGUUGCGUGUUAAAUACAAAGGCGACGAAUAUGAUGAAGAGAAGAAUUUCAAGACACAGAGCAGCACAAUCGAGGACAAGAAUGAAAGGAACGAAAAAUUUCAUGGAGAUCAGCUGAAUAAAGUUCAGAAGAAGCUCAGUAAGCUGUGCAAUAGCAAUUCUGAUUCUAGUCUUCUCCGUCCUGUUGUUAUCGGUGGUGUUACUGGUGCUGUUGUUGGUGGUGCUGCUGGUGCUGUUGUUGGUGGUGCUGCUGGUGGUGCUGCUGGUAUUGCUUUAGGUUCUUGUGCUAUCGCUACUGCUGCUGCUGGUGCUGCUGCUGGUACCGCUGUUGGUGCUGUUGCUGGUGGUACCUUUGGUGGUAUUAGUGGCGCUAUUGUUACUCUUUAUAGGCGUCGUAGGAAAAAUGCCCGAAAAAGUCCAUGUACCGAUAUAACAUGUGAUAAUGAAAUCAAAGAAUUAUAUGAAUGUCAUUGUUGUUUACAUCUUGUUUGUUUUUAUCAUUUGAGUAAACAUAUUGAAAUAGUAAAAGAAAAUAAACAACGAUUGAAUAAUCUUCGUAAUGAAUUAAAUACAGUUGUAUAUACACUGGAACUAAUUAUUGAAGAAAAACUAUUGAUUAUUGAAUGUGAACAAAAUUUGAUUGAACAAGCAAAAAAAAUUUUUGACAAACCCAGCAGUUCAAUGGAUGAACUAAAAAAUAUUAUCGAAAAAAUUAAUCAAACAAUAGCAUCAAAUCAUUCAAAAGAAAUCACAGUGAAAGUCGAAUCGUCAUUAUUAGAAACUAAAUAUUGUUCUUGUGUUUGCAAAUCCAGUGGCUAUUUAUUACAAAUUUAA
Messenger RNA from Rotaria sordida, 1399 nucleotides. The record is from the annotation of a GenBank genome assembly. NCBI's taxonomy places the organism in Eukaryota, Metazoa, Rotifera, Eurotatoria, Philodinida, Philodinidae.